Messenger RNA from Aspergillus thermomutatus, 711 nucleotides. RefSeq lists its product as uncharacterized. The record is from RefSeq and is a predicted model, not a curated record. The coding region runs from base 1 to 711 and encodes 236 amino acids. Lineage: Eukaryota; Fungi; Ascomycota; Eurotiomycetes; Eurotiales; Aspergillaceae. The transcript has 5 exons.
AUGAAAGGGCGAAUCCCAAAGCUGAACCCUCUCGAUGAUGCAGACGAUUCCAUCACCCGAAGGGUAGAUAGGAUCUGCACUUUUGUGACACCAGCUGAACAAUCACGAGCAGGGUACUUUGCCCUGUUCCAGGCUCUGUACCACGAGAUUCGAGUGGAGACUCUGCUAGGCCUUGCUCUCUUCAGGCUCCCAGCCGCGCGAGGGAUCUGUCGUGAACCCAAAUCCUCAUAUGCUAUCUACACCAUGUCAGAAGUGGACAAGCGGUUGCAGGUCUCGCUCCACACCCCUUCUGGGUCCUUUUCCGAGGCCGUGGCAGUCUCCCAAGGGGCCAUCAAUAAGAACCUCGAUAACCUUCUCAAGCUAUAUCCCGAUUUUGCGACAAUCAAUAUCUCCGCUCACGAUGGGACCAUGGAUGCCAAGCUGGAUUCCGGGAGAGUGGCCUUGCACAUCCUAGAUAACAAUCGAGGCAUGGUGGACUACUUCUGCACCUUCAAAUCGGGUACGGUUUCCGUAUGGGAUGACGAACUGGACAACUUCACGGACCCAAUUGACAUGACUGGCUGGGUAUUUGCCUUCGCCGUCAACAUGGGGAGCGCGGAUGUGGAUGAGAGCACCGAUGAAUAUCAAGACAUCGCAUCCGCCUUUGCCCAACCCGGCGAUUACUCUAUAUGGCGCCUGUAUAACUCUAAUCAGAUUGCCUCCUUCAAGUAG